This is a messenger RNA of Propithecus coquereli (Coquerel's sifaka), 2555 nucleotides long. It is a transcript of the gene TCF25, whose product is annotated as transcription factor 25 (basic helix-loop-helix). Lineage: Eukaryota; Metazoa; Chordata; Mammalia; Primates; Indriidae. The record is from RefSeq and is a predicted model, not a curated record. The transcript is spliced from 16 exons. The coding region runs from base 104 to 1921 and encodes 605 amino acids. Gene Ontology annotation, cellular component: RQC complex.
GCCAGCCUCGCGCCAGCGCGCCGUAAGUGCGCAGGCGCGCCCGCCGCUCUCUUUUCUGCUCUUCCUUCUCCCUCUUUCCAGACGUCAGCGGCCGUUGGGUCCUAUGUCGCGCCGGGCCCUCCGGAGGCUGAGGGGGGAACAGCGCGGCCAGGAGCCCCUCGGGCCCGGCGCUCUGCAGUUUGACCUCCGUGAUGACGAUGACGCGGAAGAAGAAGGGCCAAAACGGGGGUCUGGUGGCGGACGCCCCGGGUGCGCAGGAAAGGAGGGCGUCCGCGUCAACAACCGGUUCGAACUGAUAAACAUCGAGGACCUUGAAGAUGACCCGGUGGUGAACGGGGAGAGGUCCGACUGCCCACGCACAGAUGCUGCGGCUCCGGGGAGCAAAGCAAGGGCUCCGCGUGGAAACGCAGGAACCAAGAUGGAUGCAGACGCGGCCACCGCAGCACCCCCAGAGCAGUCUAAUGCAAGUGGCAAACUUCGAAAGAAGAAAAAGAAACAGAAAAAUAAGAAAAACAGCACAGGAGAGACUUCGGAAAAUGGACUGGAGGAUAUCGACCGCAUCCUGGAGAGGAUCGAGGACAGCGGCGGACUGAACCACCCGGGCCCUGCGCCCCUGAGCGCCAGGAAGCACGUCCUGUACGUGGAACACAGACACUUGAAUCCAGACACAGAACUGAAAAGGUAUUUUGGUGCUCGAGCAGUCCUGGGGGAGCAAAGGGUUCUGCUUCAGACGAGCCCCUAUCACGUGGACUCGCUGCUGCAGCUCAGCGACGCCUGCCGCUUUCAGGAGGAUCAGGAGAUGGCCCGAGACCUCGUAGAGAGAGCCCUGUACAGCAUGGAGUGCGCGUUCCACCCCUUGUUCAGUCUCACCAGCGGGGCGUGCCGGCUGGAUUACCGCAGACCUGAGAACAGGAGCUUCUACCUGGCCCUCUACAAGCAGAUGAGCUUCCUGGAGAAACGAGGCUGCCCGCGCACGGCGCUGGAGUACUGCAAGCUCAUUCUGAGCCUCGAGCCGGAUGAGGACCCCCUGUGCAUGCUGCUGCUUGUGGACCACCUGGCCUUGCGGGCCCGGAACUACGAGUACUUGAUCCGCCUCUUCCAGGAGUGGGAGGGUCAUCGAAACCUGUCUCAGCUCCCAAAUUUCGCCUUCUCCGUUCCAUUGGCGUAUUUUCUGCUGAGUCAACAAACAGACCUCCCCGAGCAGGAGCUCGGCUCUGCCAGGGAAAAGGCCUCUCUCUUGAUCCGACAGGCUCUCACCAUGUUCCCUGGAGUCCUCAUGCCCCUGCUGGAGUACUGCAGCGUGCGGCCCGAUGCCACUGUCGCCAGCCACCGCUUCUUUGGACCCAAUGCCGAGAUCAGCCAGCCUCCCGCCCUGAGCCAGCUGGUGAGUCUAUACCUCGGGAGGUCGCACUUCCUCUGGAAAGAACCCGCCACCAUGAGCUGGCUGGAGGAGAACGUCCGCCAGGUUCUGCAGGCCGUGGACGCCGGAGACCCUGCCGUGGAGGCCUGUGAGAGCAGGCGGAAGGUGCUCUACCAGCGCGCACCCAGAAAUAUCCACCGCCACGUGAUCCUCUCCGAGAUCAAGGAAGCUGUUGCCGCCCUGCCCCCGGAUGUGACCACGCAGUCUGUGAUGGGCUUUGACCCUCUGCCUCCCCUGGACACGAUCUACUCCUACGUCAGACCAGAGAGGAUAAGUCCCGUCAGCCGUGGAAACACAAUCGCUCUCUUCUUCCGAUCGUUGCUGCCUAAUUAUACCGCGGAGGGGGAGAGGGCCGAGGACGGCGUGCUGGGGGGUCCGAACCGCAACCAAGGCCUGAACAGGCUGAUGCUGGCCGUGCGCGACAUGAUGGCCAACUUCCACCUGAACGACCUGGAGGCGCCGCGGGAGGACGACGCUGAGGCCGAGGGGGAGUGGGACUGAGCGGGGCAGCCACGUUCCCGGUUCCCGCUCUGGUUGGGAGCGGCCGGUUCCCCGCAGUAGAGAUGCUGUUGUCAGCCUGCCCCGUGUUCCCCCCACAAGCGUGUUUCCCUCCCAUAAAUGGCGGCUUCGAUCUGCCGUCCGCGAGUGCUUCUUUCCAGGCACCGAGCCCUCGAACUCCAUGUCUCCUCCUGUGACCGCACCGUGCGCCCAGAAUCUGGGGAACAGAGCCGGGGGGGCGGAGAAGGUCCCAUAGGGUCCCCGUGAGCACCAAAGCCCCUGUGUGGUCCUCACCCACGUGGGGUCUCUGGCUGGGCCAGAACAGAGGUGCCCACGUCACUUCUGUGCCACGGUUGGUUCCUGUGGGGGCCGGCAUGUCGGGUCCUCCAGCUGGGUGCCACCGUCUGCCCAAACCGACCAAAUAAUUGCAUUAGAAAACUCGGGGCCGGGGCUCGAGACGAAGGGGAAGCCGGAGCAGGUUUUGGAAAGACAGUUGUCCUGGGCAGCUCUGGGGGUGCACGCGGCAGAGAGUGGGGGCAUUCGGUCUGGGUGGACAGGGGACCCUUGCCAAUGCCCUCCGCCCCAGGGAGGGCUCCUCUGCUGGGCGGGUCCUGGCAACCUGACGGGCAGUGGCAGA